Molecule: messenger RNA, 1072 nt
Organism: Panicum hallii
Lineage: Eukaryota; Viridiplantae; Streptophyta; Magnoliopsida; Poales; Poaceae
Product: protein lin-54-like
Exons: 4
Coding region: 385-1023 (212 amino acids)
Biological process (GO): regulation of DNA-templated transcription
Cellular component (GO): nucleus
Source: RefSeq, a predicted model, not a curated record
AUCUUAUGCGAAAAGCAAAAGCAAGCUGUUAAUGACAUUGUUUUGUUAGGAAAAACCAUCAUGGCGACUUAGUCGAUUAUCAAAAAUUGUUAGAUCGCCUACGAUCCAACUAAUGAUGAAUCUGGCCUUCAUCGACCUAAUCAAUCUUAUGCAAUAAAAAAACAAAAACGAGCUAUAAUGACAUUCUUAUAUAAUUAUAGGAGCCGCCAACUCUCGCCAGUAGCCAUAGCUGUUACGACUCGGAAACAUGGAAGGAGGAAGCCUCCGUAAAUAAAAUGCAUGCAGGUUUGGCAGUUGUACUAGUGUUACAACUCGGAGGAGCUCCGUCCCAUCGGGGAACGGCCGCCGGCACCUGUUUGCUGUUGCUCUGCUCGGGCCAUCGCCAUGGACGAAGAUAAAGAGCAGAGGCCAAGCUGCAACUGCAAGAAGACCACCUGCCUCAAGCGCUACUGCCAGUGCUUCCAGGGCCACUUUUUCUGCUCUCACGCCUGCAACUGCAAGGGCUGCUGGAAUAGCGAGCACAGGAGGACCUUCGUGGAGGAGCACGCCGAGCUGAGGCUCAAGACGAAGCCCGGCGCGUCCCAGUCCAAAGACUCCGCGCUGGCGGGAGAGCAGAGGGUGCAUGGCAAGGGCUGCACCUGCAACAAAUCCGGAUGCAAGAAAAACUACUGCGAGUGCUUCAAGAAACAAGUUGCGUGCACCACGAGAUGCAAGUGCCAAGGGUGCGAGAACAGUUACGGGACAGGAGGGGAAGGGCUCCAGGGGAACGGUGAUCCGGGUGGACCGUCUGGACAGCCUGAUGGAGCACCUGACGGCAGUGAUGGAUCACCUGGCGGUUCCGGCGAAUCCGCGGUGGUCAUAGACGAGGAGUUGCUGCGUCCAACAGAAGCGGGAGUGGCUGAAAACGUUGUGGCCAUUGACGACCCUUUGGAUCCUAGCACGUAUUCAUGGUGGCAUUUACUUCCACCAGAACUCUCAACCCCAAAGGAAUCAGGCGCCUGUGCAGGCAACCCUGACACAUGAAACUCUAACGACGACAACGAGGAUGAUUCCAAUGCAAGUUGGAGAAUUG